AUGUAUCCGGAAACAUUACACGUUCGAUCUCUCACCAAAGCGUUUUUGGAUAAAUAUGGAAUCGCUGUAGAACCUGAGACUUCUCUCAACCUUUCAUGGGAGAAAUUUAUUUUGAAAUUUUUCUCGGGGCAGAUCGAAGUGGAUAACGAAGGGAAUGUGAGCCUCAACGAAAACGACCCUCUGUUGCACGACAAGAUUUUGAAGAAGUGGACUGUAGACGCACUUGAAGCUCCCAUCGGUACCGAUUCGUCAUUUGACAGCACG
Messenger RNA from Ostertagia ostertagi, 264 nucleotides. The record is from the annotation of a GenBank genome assembly. Lineage: Eukaryota; Metazoa; Nematoda; Chromadorea; Rhabditida; Trichostrongylidae.